Phanerochaete carnosa HHB-10118-sp is the source of this 1426-nucleotide messenger RNA. RefSeq lists its product as uncharacterized. The record is from RefSeq and is a predicted model, not a curated record. NCBI's taxonomy places the organism in Eukaryota, Fungi, Basidiomycota, Agaricomycetes, Polyporales, Phanerochaetaceae. The transcript has a single exon. Bases 18 to 1292 code for a protein of 424 amino acids.
CCUUGCAGGCCCGAAAAAUGAACAAGGUCUAUGAUGCUAGCCGCGCCGACGAAGCCCCAAUCAACGCCCUUCCCGACGACGUGCUGAAACUCAUCUUUGAAGAAGCUUACGAGCACAGACUCAACCAGAGCUGCCAAUGCGGUUAUGCCACCGUUCCCACUCACGUCUCGUGUCGCUGGCGGCGGCUUGCUACUUCUCUCCCGUACCUUUGGAGAUACAUUCAUGUCACCCCUUCCAUGGACAUGCUCAAGCUCUAUCUGGAUAGAACAGAGCUCCUUCCCCUGUUCAUCCGUUGCUCGGGCACCGAAACAGAUGAAGACGAACAGCCUCCAGAACCAGAGGGGGUAACGACUAGGCACAUGCCGUGCCUAGAGUCUCUUCUCGCCGAUUACGCGGAUCGCAUUCAGCUCUUAGAUAUCAGCAGCUGCUACGGCCACGUUCUUGCCCAGCUGCUCUACACGAUGCAGCAGCGCUCCCUGCCGGUACUGUCCUAUUUGAGCAUCAGCAAUCAGAACCUUGACCCUGAGGACGACAUGGAGGCCGAUCUUCGUUUCCAGCUCUGUUAUCCGAAUCUCAAGGACCUUCAUCUCUUAGCGCUGCCAGUGGAAUAUUCCUCUUCUUCCUUCGACAGCUUGCGAAGCCUAUGCAUUACCCAUUGCAACAUCAGCAUCCUAGAUCUGCAUGCGCUGUCAAACGCUGCUCCGCAACUCUCAAGCCUGACUCUCAGCUCUGUCGGGUCUGUCAUUGGGAUAAACAACAUUAUACCCUUUCCCAGUCUGCAGUCGCUCACUUUUAUCGACGAAUAUUUCACCGUCGAGAAACUCGGAAUCCUGGACCAGAUGGAUGCACCGAUACUUAGACGACUAUGCGUCGACACAUUCCUGGAUUCCAGGACCAAUCAACCCCAGCCGCCUCGUGCAUUCCCGAGCAUCCGCGAACUCUGCUUCCGAAACACAUAUAUGUACGCAUACUCGCCGACAUAUGACGGCAAUCUCUUCUUAUAUGCGCCUAAUGCGGUGCACUUCGAGCUUCGCAAUGAUCGAACAAAAGGCUCGCCCGUCUUGCGGUGCCUCGCGGAGAACCCUGCCUUCCUUCCCUUGCUACACACUGUGUUAGUCACCGGCCCCCGCAAGCUUGACUGUUACACGGUGCUUCAAGACCUUGUAGCGCGGCAGGCGCAGCGGGAAGGUCCCUUGAAGGAGCUGAGGCUGGAGCGCGAGGUAAUUGAUGAAAUCGGGGCGGAAUUGGAGGAGGUCGGGAACGGAAUAAUACAGAUCGUGCUCGCUGAUUAGUGGAGACAGAACAGACAGAAUACGCCGCACCACGGUCUGUCCAACCCAAGCGCCACGUUUUCAUGCUUAUUGUACUGGUUCGCAUUUCAUCGUUGUUGGAAGGUCGACUGCGACGAUAGUGACAUUGAGGAAGC